This is a messenger RNA of Vitrella brassicaformis, 357 nucleotides long. The record is from the annotation of a GenBank genome assembly. NCBI's taxonomy places the organism in Eukaryota, Vitrellaceae.
AUGGAGAACGCGACCGAUGACCGGCUUCUCGACGUGGACAACAGCCAGCUCCCUCUGUACAGCAUCAGCCCGCAUGGCGACCGGAUCUGGGCCCACCUGCUGUUCAACCCCUGCUUUCGACUUUGGCGCCGUCUGAAGAAGGGUGACAGCAAGAUGAAGCUGUCGGCACAGCGGUUUCUGCAGAGCUUGACGGCCAAGGACUCGACGCGCAGUGCGUGCAUCACUCACCCGGAGGCCGACAUGUUCCCCGACAUUUUUUUGUGGACAAGAGGGACCACACUCCCAUCGGCGCCCUUCCCGCGUCCAUGCUCGCUUCCUCAUCGUGGAAUGGGAAGCGGAGGAUUGCAUCUGCAAUGA